UGGACAGCAGCAGCAUCACCUUGGCAGGGCCCAGCAGGGCUCUCCUGAGCUGCCCUUGCCCAGCUGCACACAGACCCUGCCCCAGCCAGGGCCCUGCACACAGGUGCCCAUGUGCAGCCACAGCAAAUGUCCAACAGCAGCUCCAUCAGCCACUUCCUGCUGCUGGCACUGGCAGAGACGCGGCAGCUGCAGCUCCUGCACUUCUGCCUCUUGCUGGGCAUCUCCCUGGCUGCCCUCCUGGGCAACGGCCUCAUCAUCAGCGCCGUAGCCUGCGGCCACCACCUGCACACGCCCAUGUUCUUCUUCCUGCUCAACCUGGCCCUCAGCGACCUGGGCUCCAUCUGCACCACUGUCCCCAAAGCCAUGCACAAUUCCCUCUGGGACACCAGCACUAUCUCCUACAAAGGAUGUGCUGCUCAGGUUUUUCUGCUUAUCUUCUUCAUGGGAGCAGACUUUUAUCUCCUGACCAUCAUGUGCUACGACCGCUACGUGUCCAUCUGCAAACCCCUGCACUACGGGACCCUCCUGAGCAGCAGAGCUUGUGCCCACAUGGCAGCAGCUGCCUGGGCCAGUGGCUUUCUCAAUGCUCUCAUGCUCACAGCAAAUUCAUUUUCCCUGCCCCUGUGCCAUGGCAAUGCCCUGGGCCAGUUCUUCUGUGAAAUCCCCCAGAUCCUCAAGCUCUCCUGCUCCAAAUCCCACCUCAGGGAACUUGGGCUUCUUGUGGCUACUGCAAGUUUAUCAUUAUGUUGUUUUGUGUUCAUUGUUUUCUCCUAUGUGCAGAUCUUCAGGGCUGUGCUGAGGAUCCCCUCUGAGCAGGGACGGCACAAAGCCUUUUCCACCUGCCUCCCUCACCUGGUUGUGGUCUCCCUGUUCCUCAGCACUGUCAUAUUUGCUCACCUGAAGCCCCCCUCGAUCUCCUCCCCAUCCCUGGAUCUGGCACUGUCAGUUCUGUACUCGGUGGUGCCUCCAGCCCUGAACCCCCUCAUCUACAGCCUGAGGAACCAGGAGCUCAAGGCUGCAGUGAGGAGACUGAUGACUGGAUGGUUUCAGAAACAUUAAACUGCUGGCCAAUUUCUGCCAAUCACUUGUAAUAAAACUCAUCUUUGAUACUUCU
Molecule: messenger RNA, 1114 nt
Organism: Vidua chalybeata
Lineage: Eukaryota; Metazoa; Chordata; Aves; Passeriformes; Viduidae
Product: olfactory receptor 14A16-like
Exons: 2
Coding region: 127-1059 (310 amino acids)
Biological process (GO): G protein-coupled receptor signaling pathway
Cellular component (GO): membrane
Molecular function (GO): olfactory receptor activity; G protein-coupled receptor activity
Source: RefSeq, a predicted model, not a curated record